AUGACGUUCGCGGUGGCAACUCCAAUGAGUGGGAAUACCCAGACGCUGGUGACGAGCGCCAUCGUCCAGGUUGAUGCUACGCCCUUUCGAGCUUGGUACAACCAUCACUAUGGCGUCGAUCUCUCACGCAAGAAGAAAGCUGCGUUCUCCAAAAAGGAAGGGGAGCUUUUGGAGCUGUGCUCAGUGAAGCAACCGGCGAGGAAGAGAAGCCAAAGAGCAAGCACACGCUGCGAAAGCUUGCCGCAUCCACACCUCGAGGAGCAAAUGCCGAGUGGAAGGCUACUCGCGUGCAUCGCUUCCCGGCCUGGACAGUGUGGGUAAGCAAGCUCACAACAAGAGAGUUUAGUCCAUAAAAGUGACAAUUUUCUGAUUUCCUUGUGUUUUAACAUGA
Selaginella moellendorffii is the source of this 391-nucleotide messenger RNA. RefSeq names its product 40S ribosomal protein S8. The transcript is spliced from 2 exons. NCBI's taxonomy places the organism in Eukaryota, Viridiplantae, Streptophyta, Lycopodiopsida, Selaginellales, Selaginellaceae. Gene Ontology annotation, cellular component: ribosome; cytosolic small ribosomal subunit. Gene Ontology annotation, molecular function: structural constituent of ribosome. The record is from RefSeq and is a predicted model, not a curated record. Bases 1 to 321 code for a protein of 106 amino acids. Gene Ontology annotation, biological process: translation; maturation of SSU-rRNA from tricistronic rRNA transcript (SSU-rRNA, 5.8S rRNA, LSU-rRNA).